GCCGGGACUGGCGCCCGCCACACGGCCCCGCGCCCCGCAGCGCUCCGGCCCGGCCCGCGGCCGCCGGGGGUGCGAGAUGGCCGCCGAAGGGAGCCGCGGGCUCCUGGGGCUGUGGCUGCUGGCGGCGGCGGGGCUGUGCGGCGGAGCGGCGGCGGGCAAGUCCCCCAGCUGCCACGAGGUGCGGACGGCGUUUCAGCUGCGGCAGAUCGGGCCCCUCAAGCUGGUCCCCGACGUGCCGACGGCCGAGUCAGAUUUACAGAUCUGCCAACACAGAGCACCAACGUGUUGCACCAAAAAAAUGGAAGAAAGCUACCAGGCAGCUGUUCGAAGGGAGAGGACUCAAAGUAUCCAGGCACUGAACUUUGAACUGAAGUACAUGAUUGUUGGUCAUAUCACAGCUUUUCAAGAGGCCUUUGAGUCUUUGCUUCGCUUUGCUGAAAACCAUACGAGUUCCCUGUUUGAGACAGCUUACAGACCUAUGGCAAAAGAAGCAGCAGAGCCUGUUAAAGAACUUUUUACAGACAUCUCUCUCUACAUUCUGGGCGCAGAGACUACAGUGGAAAGUGCAGUAUUACGGUUCUUUGACAGUCUCUUUCCUCUGGUGUAUAGUCGGCUAAUAAACCCAGGAAUUACAGAUUUAUCAGAGGACUAUACAGAAUGUCUACGACUUACAAGGCAAGACAUAAAUCCUUUUGGACGCUAUUCUAAAAACAUGGUUACAGAGCUGUCAAAAUCUCUUUGGGCAAGUAGGAUGCUCAGCCAGGCCCUCAGUCUGGGCAUCGAAGUGAUAAAUACUACUGAACACGCAGCUCUCACGAAGGAAUGUAGCAAAGCUCUAGUGAAGAUGCAGUACUGCCCGCACUGCCAGGGCCUGACGCUAAUCAGGCCCUGUGUCGGAUAUUGUCUAAAUGUAAUGAGGGGCUGCUUGGCCAGUGUGUCAGAACUGGAUGCACAAUGGAGGGAGUAUAUCUCCACGCUGGAAUACCUGACUAAUGAAAUGGCUGCUUCACGUGACCUGGAAGUUGCACUGACGGGAAUCCAGAACUCCGUCAAUGAAGCCAUCCUGCACGCACAGUUGAAUGGACCACAGCUCUCCGCUACAGUUGAUAAAGUGUGUGGACAGCCCAAACAGCAGGAAGGGAACCUGUCAUCAGACAAUAUAGUGCCAGUGAAGGAGGCGACUGAAACCCAGACAUUCGUGAUGGCUCACGCUAGUCUGAACAAUAAAAGAAGUUCUCUGCCUCUGAAAGCUUCAAAGAAUGACAAAUCAAGAAGUUUGAAAAAAAUCUCUCGAGAGUUCAUCAAUUACAUGAAGCGAUCCCGAACCUUUUAUGCCUCCAUAGCAGAAAGGCUGUGUGAUGGAGACCUGGUGAUGAGGGACAGCUCAACUUGCUGGAAUGGAGAGGAUGUUGUAGAAAGUUACACCAGCAGAAUUGUUUCCAAUGGAUUGAAGGCACAAAUUAAUAAUCCAGAACUGAAAGUCAGAGGAUUGGACCCACUCAUCAGUAAUUUAAUUGACAAACUUCAGCACUUUAAUCAACUGGAUGCUGAGAAGGCAAAAUUAAAACUGGAAAGAUGGGCUUCCCGAGACGCUGGCAGUGGGGGUGGAAGUGAAGAGCUGGAGUCAAGUGGGGAUUGUGAUGAUGAGGAUGGCUGUCAAGGAUCCGGUGACAGGAUUCACAGAGCAGAUGUACUCAAGGACAAGAAAACCCAUCCAGAAAACAGAAAUGAACCAAAACCAACUGUGAAAAAGAUUGACACCACAACCACCAAAAGCACUGUCAAGUCAUCCUCUAAACACAGUGUAACUGGAAAUGGGAGCAAUCCAGCCCUGAGUUCCUCACUUGUUAUUUUAACAGCACUAGCAGUUCUGUGGCAUUGCCCACUGUAGCUGUAUUGCCUUGCAGCCACUGCGCAAGCAUUUCUGUUCACUGUCAUUUAUACCUACAGCCUUAUCCAACAGAAAACAAAUAUAAAUGGCUCUCUAGUUUAUGUGAUAUGUUAGAAUAAAUAUUAAACAAUAUGCUGGAAUUGGCAGAUACCAAGUCAUCACUUACAAUGUCUGAAGUCAGCCUUUGACAAAGCCCACCCAAGAUACAGAGGGAAUGAUGACAAGGGUCUGAGUAGCUUAAGUUAUGGGGUAGAAAUAAUUGAAAACACAGAAAUUGUGUAUGUGUGUGUUAUUGUUUUUCUCAAUUUUGUUCACUGGAAUCUGACUGGCUGGUUUUGAUUGUUUAAUUUUUUCUGAUAAAUUAUACAAAUAGUCAGUCUUCAAAUUCAAGCCAAUACAUACUUUAUUUUUCUAGUGGACAGCUAACAAGCUAUGUCUAAAGUUGUAAACCAUGUUAAAGUGAAGUAUUCUCUACCAGCUAGAUGAAAUUCCUAAGUGGUCAAGAAGAUUAAAGCAUGUUUGAAGCCGCUUUUCACUCUUACUGUUUAGAUUGUAGGAAGCAACAUAAAAGCAUAUGGUGUGUCUAAUGUAUCAGUAUAGUUGCCUUAACUAUGGAAAAAAUUAGAACCACUUUGUUUACUGAGGGAUAUAGAUAGUGAGUUUCCCUGCCCCACAAAAUGCCAUUACCAGAUGCUUAAGCAUAUGCUCAAGACUUAUUGGAUGAAUGUCCAGCAAUGGAAAACAUAAAUAAAUAUAAUAAUGUUUUAUCCAGUUAAAUGCAGCUCUAUACAGAGGAAAAAAAGAUAAUUCAGUUCAAACUUACUUUGCCUAUGUGAUGUUAAAGAGAAACCAACUUAAAUUUUCCAUAAAGGUCCCAGAGAUAGAAAUUAUUGGGAACUCCCAUUAGAUACUAACUAGAUUUUGUGCAUUGUGGAUCUCUUAAAUCAACUCUGUUUCAUAAACUAUGUAUUAUUUAAUUACAUGUAAUGUUUAAAAUUUUGUAUCAUGAUAGGUGUAAAUGUAAAACAAACUGAAAUUUACAGCAUCCUCUGUUAUGCCUCAUCUUGAUUGCUACCUUAGAAAAUGUCAAAAUGUGCAUUAUUGUCCAAGGUUAUUUUCUUUUCAUCAAUGAUACAUUGAUGCUUUUUAACUUUUUGGAUGAAAAAUUACUAUAAUGACUUCUAAUGGGUUAAGAGUUAAUGUGUGUUUUCCAAGAACUGUUUACAGUGCCACUGAAUAUAUAUAUACAAACACAACUGUAUAAAUACAGUGAUUAAUAUCAUAAAUAUAUGAAACAUUAGAAUUGUUAUAUUUACUACAUUUCAUAACUAUUACAACAGUUUAAUGGCCAUUUUCCUGUUGUAGACUAUUAUUAUAUACAGUUUUCUAAGAUUUAAUGUAAAACACUUGCCUUUGUUUUUUGUAAAACAUCUCUGAUGCUUAGAGUUACACAGCCGCUGACAUAACUCAAAAGAAGAACCCUGUAUCACAGUGAUCAACUCCAGGCAUUGCACUGGCAACUUCAAUUAUAGAAGACAGCCUGACUCAUAGAAGGUGCCAUGUGCCACUAUUACUACUGGAUGCCCUUAUAUAGAAAGUGGCAAUAAUACAGAAAAAGCAAGCAAUGAGUGAACAAAGACUCACUAUGCUUUUAUGUUUUCAGAUCGUGUUAGAGAACACGUCUAAUAAUGUUUACAAACGUGGGGCUUGAGUUUCAUUUUUAAUUUGGGCUCUUAGAUCAUAUUUACAGGCAUAAAAGUUUAAUCAGAACCACCGACACACCCAGCUGCAAUGGCAGUGUUUCUAAAGGGACAGCAGCUAAGUUUUCUAAAAGGUAAUUCAAUUCUAAUGUUGAAACAAGGAGAUAAAAUGGAAAAGAUACCUAUACUAAGAUGAAAUAUUUUAUAUUAGGAUUCUGUUUUUUCAAAAUGGUAAGGAUAUUAAUAUCCCUAAGUAGUGCUUUCCAAUCAUAUCAGUGAAAAUCAGUUUUCCCAAAAGUACUAAAGUGGCUGUCUGGUGUUUCCCAGGGUUUGUGAGCUGCACCAGGCUAUUGACCCAUAAUUAAAAACGCUGCUUCUUGUAAUCAUUUUCAGUGCUCUUUGGAAAAGUGCACAUUUACCUGCGGAGGCAUGCAAGUCAUGUCAUUUGUACAAUGAAAGGACCCUGUAAUUCCUUGCAGUCUUAAAGGAGCAGUUGUGAUGGCUCCUGUUAGAUAGGUUGGUCUCUGCCCACACCCAUUUACAGCAGGUGCUAACACUUACCACCAGCUCCUCAGGUGAUACCAAUCAUUGUGGCCUCGCUGAAACAAUUCACACCUGUUGCUUGUGAACCUGACCCCUCAUUUAGUAUUCUUACAUUUAAGAUGCUCAGUCAUCGUGCAGGCAAAUGCACCCACAUUUGCACACUUAAGUCUCCAUCAGGAUUCCUAGGGGCAGAGCUAGGCUUUCAGGGCUGGGCUCUGAUGAUAACAGAUUUCAGCUGUGCAGCUUGGAGUUUUCAAUUCUUCUCACCUGCAGAGAAGGAACCUGAAUACCUAGACUUAGGUGUCUUUUUGAGGUCUUUUCUGCAAAAGGUUUUGUGCUUUUAGCUCAGAGCGGUGAUCCAGCUAGCCUACUAUUCAGCUGUAGCAGAGGAAGUUGCAGAAGCCCUGCAGUAGGUAUGUAUGGAAUAACUCACCCAGGGGAUUAUUUGUUGUUGCUAAAUGUCAUAAUCUUGCUAAACAAAAAACUCUGAAAAGUCAAGUAUUUGAAUUCGGGGUUUGGUUGGCAAGUCUUAAGCUAAACAAGACAACCCUUUUAAAGUGUCUGUAACAACACUAGAACAAGUUCAAACUGUGGGGUGAGAUGGAAUCAACUCAUUUCAUUGGAUUCAACCAAAAUUUUAAUAGACACAAAUUGUUACAGGAGGAGGGAAGAGACUUCAGAGGACUCCACACCUAUUCAUACAUUUCACACUAAUAUACUUUUACACUCUAAGAGCAGCACUGGUCAAACCAGCAUGAAAUAACUUCAUAAGGUGCAUCAAAAAUGGUGCAGCUUUAAAGGGCAAUGUAGUAUGUUUUUAUGAUGGUUUAGGAUUAUUUUUUUUUUUUCCUCAGGUUCAGUUGCAUUUACAUAUUUAACAAAAAAGAGUGUUUUCCAUCAAACAAUAAGUCUAUACCAGCAAAGGCAGAAACAACUGGCUGUGUCAGAUAAAGGAAGUAUUUCUUUUCAGAUGAAUAAGAUACAUGUUUUACAAAAUCUUAUUUUGUUAUCCAGGACACUGUAAUUACGAUGUAAUUACCAAGGUCUAAAUUCAAAAUACUUUUGAACUUGUCUAUGUAAUCUCAGUGUAAAAUAAGGUACCAGUCUAAGAGCAUUGCUGUAGCUCUGCCUAACAGUUAUGAAUUGUAUUUAGCCACUGCUUUUUGAUUGUUUAUUGUUUUGCUAUGGCUUUCUUUUAAUAUUUUGCUAUGCCAGCAUUUGUGAAUGCCAUCAUUGGAAAGUAACUGCUGUCAUACAUUUGUGAGUAAAAUCAAUCUAUCGUUUUCUCUUGCUAGUGAUGCAGGCUUCUUACCAAAUAAGACAAAAUUGCCAUAAGCAUACAGUCAGUUCUUAAGUGUUUCACUUCUGUUUGGGUCCCUGUUGCACCAGGUUCACGUGUCACUAGUCCCCUUCCUGGCACUGAAAGUGUCAUGGAGAAGAGGGAACAUGGGUGGGCAAAAGCACGUGUGGCUGCAGUGUGUCAGUGCGUGGCAACCUCCAGCUGUCUUUUCUGAAACCCUGAGCUGAGUGUUCUCAGCUAAUUUUCAAACAGCUUUUAAGCCUCUCCAAAUUAACACAUGGAGACUGGCCAGGCAAAGAGCAGCAGAGAAUACAGAGGCUGCAUUUUCAGGCAACUUCAGGCACCUGCUAUGAAUUACACUUCUGCAAUUUAGAUGCUUUAAAGAAACCAGCCUCUCAUUUUCAACCUUGUACUUUUUUUCUGACUUGCUUACUGCCAGUGUUAUGCCCUGUCUUCUGGUGCGCCAGGUACUUUGUCAUUGCAUAAGGAAUUGUGAUUUUGAUCUCUCAGUCAGUAAUGAACCUUUUGAGGUACACAUAUCUGUCAGAGCUUGAUAAAGGCAACACAAAUAACGUCCAGCUGCAAUGACUUCAGAGGCUCUGUGUAUGGGUAUCUGGCAGUGAGAUUUACAUCUCUUUGAUCUUAAAUCAGAUCUGUAUUUAAUAUAUCCCUAUUUCCUUUUGUUACUAAGACUGCAAUGUGUAUCAUAAUUUUAAGUUUGACUCUCUAAUCCUGUAUGGGUCUUCUCAAUAUUGUCCUGGUGGAUGUUGUGCACAGACUUCAUUUUAAAGUUAGAUGAGCCUUUUUACACAGAUUUACUGAGCCAUUCUUAUUCAAUACUGCACAUGAUUAGGCUUAAGGAAGAUCUGUUCAAGUGAAAGGAGCUAAAACCCACAUUAAAGUGAGAUACUCAGUAGGAAAAAAACCAGAACGUCCCUAUGUGGACUCUUAACAUUAAACAGAUUCUAAGGUUUAGCUGAAAUUACACUCAAAAUUUCAUAACUAUCAUGCUGCCAAGAGGAUUUCAGCCUCGUAUUGAAAAUCAAUAAGGAGUCUACCCAUUUUUUAAGUGGUAAUUAAUUGUUAUGCAUGCUUUUCUCAUCUCUCUGCACGUGGGUAAAUUUAGGUCUGUAGAAAUAGGAGACAUUCCCUAAAAUCUAUUCUGCAUGUUGAGCAUCACAGCAUCAUAAGUGCUUAAUGUUACAACUAGCCAAAAGCAUGAGACAUUUAUUUUCAUUUAUAACAUUUCACUACGCACAGUGCUUCUUGUAAUGACGUGCAGCAUGUGCGUUAAUGAAAAGUGAAACAUUUUACAGUCAGUGUCAUUAUAGCUGUGACAUGCGUUAGUCAAAAAGAACAUGAUAAUGUCUUCCCAUUGCCUCAGAAGUCCAGAAUUAUUCCCAAUACUGAUUUAUCUUCUGGUUUCCACUGUCACUCUCUAAAUAACUACAUUUGAAUUGUAUUAAAUAUUAAGCCAGCAAAAAAUAAAUACUGUCCAAGAGAUUGUAAUGAAGAGAGAGAUAAUAAACUCAGAAAAGUAUCCUGCAUUUAGAAUAGAGAAUACUCCUAGGUAAGAAAUCCCUCCUGGACUACAACAAUUUUUCAAGUCCCUCUCCAGAUACAUCCCCAUCCCCAUCAACCCCCCUGCAGCACAAUAUGAAGCCUGCAUGCAGGAGACUGGUGCACUGAAUGAAGGAAGUGAAUUAAAACUGUUGCUGCAUAGUGAUAUUUCCAAGUACCUUGUUUACAGUGGGCCACCUUUUGCUGGUUAUGAGGAAGACAUUCAAACUCUGUGUGCAAUUGCUUAAGUUCAGUAAAUAGCCACAGUUGCUGCAGCUUUCAGAAAAGGCUUCUGGACACAGACUGUGAAGCAAUAUUUUUGUGUUGCUCCCGCGUCACUGAGAUCAAACUCAGUCCUUAAAAUAGGCUGGUUUAGACAUUCCAGUUAUUAUCAAUGCUACAGUGAUUUCCCUCCCAUCAAAAUCCUGUAAUACCCUUUUGAGAGAAGGGCACAUAAAAGAGGGGCCACUGAUGCUUUCAUGAGCUGCAUAAAGUACUUCAUUAAAUAGCCAGUAACAACCACGUUUUUUUUUUUUUGUUUUUUUUUUUUUUUUCAUUUCUGUCCAGAAAGUAUUAAUACUACCUUGCAAAAUUAUGCAGUUUGCACUUAAUCAUUUCAAUUAAUCUUUAGUAAAUUACCUAGUACUUUGUAAUUAUAAUAUUUGCAGCUAAUUUAGUGCAACCAUAAAAAUCAUUUGUUGCAUAAUAUAAGCAAUUAACAUUUAUUCGGGGUUUUUUCUGUUGCAGGGGGAUAUAUAAAUUAUCCUCAGUGGCCUUUCUGUACACCUAAUUAGCACCUGUUUGAAUUAUUUUACAGGCUAUGGACAUUUCACUUGAAAAAUAAAUGCGUUGCUAGUUUUGUGAACUCCUUACAAAUA
Messenger RNA from Tyto alba (common barn owl), 7872 nucleotides. Its product is annotated as glypican-5. Lineage: Eukaryota; Metazoa; Chordata; Aves; Strigiformes; Tytonidae. Gene Ontology annotation, biological process: regulation of protein localization to membrane; cell migration; positive regulation of canonical Wnt signaling pathway. Gene Ontology annotation, cellular component: plasma membrane; extracellular region; cell surface. The transcript is spliced from 9 exons. Bases 77 to 1891 code for a protein of 604 amino acids. The record is from RefSeq and is a predicted model, not a curated record.